Pocillopora meandrina is the source of this 6425-nucleotide messenger RNA. The record is from the annotation of a GenBank genome assembly. NCBI's taxonomy places the organism in Eukaryota, Metazoa, Cnidaria, Anthozoa, Scleractinia, Pocilloporidae.
AUGGUUCACUGCUUUGCAACGGGCUGUGACCAUCAUUCCGAAUCACAUACUUGUAAAUUCUAUGGGUUUCCACAUAAAAUUAAGAAAAAGGAGGAGUACCAACGCUGGAUUCGAUUAAUAAGGUAAGGUUAAUUUAUAGUUUGUCGUAGAUCGUGUGUUAUCAGUUGCGUGGCGCUUUCGCGGCGUUUUGCUGUUUGGCUUGUGUUUUGAGCUGUGAUGUCAUUCAAGGAGUAGUAUCUCACAAAGUCUUUGCGAUAGUAUCUUAAAUAAUAUCCUUACAUUAGUUCUGGUGAAAAGGAAAACAGCUUUGAUCAGUCGUUGACUCGCAUGAUAUGCUUGAAAAAUUCAGUAGACUAAAAAUAAAUAUAUUACCAUGAGAUUCAUUCAUUCGUGCUUUAGUUGGAAACUGUUUACAGUUCAUGACGAACGACUGCUUUCUCAAAAGAGAAAAAAUAUUAUUUCCCUUAGCAGUUUGACGAGGAGGAGUUUUAUUUUGUUCUAGUUCAUUUUGGCGGGCGACAUUGUUGCUGAUUUAGAAUAAACAAUAUUAAAGCACUCGUUUGUAAUAGCUUUAGAUGUCGCACAGUGCUACUCUAAAAUGACUAACUAGUACUACUUAAUGAGCUUAUUUUGUUUAUAUAAACUUACAGAAGAAAAGACAGGGAACCAGGGAAUCACUCCAGAAUAUGCAGUUGUCACUUCAGAGAUGGGAAAAAUAGUGCUGGCCCAGAAAUUUACACACGUAAUGCUGACAAGUUGUUUCUAUCAGAAAGAUUACCUCGAAAAAGGAAAAAACAGAGCACUACACAGAGCACUAGUGUGCAUGACAUGGUGCAGGCCAUUCGGGCCAAAGAAGAGGAGGCACUUCCUUUGCAAGAAAAACCUUUAACAAGCGAGAUUAUUCUUGAAGCCGAACUUUAUCUUGCAAAGAGGGAACUGUUAUGACAUGUGUACUAUAUAUUCAGUAAAAAGCAACAACUUUAUUUUAAGUCCAAAUAAGGAAACAGGUAACGUGACAAGUGACGCAUUUAUCGUAACAUCUCCCUUCUUUUGGAGUAAGCUAAUUUCCGAAAGAAACAUAUAAACAUAAAUAAAUGUGUUCAAGUUGAACAGAUUACUGAAAAUAACAUUUGAAAAAAAGAACAAAACAAACGGAACUUAGUGCAAGACUAAAAGUUGAAAAUCCUUAUUCAAGUGACUGUCCGAUAGUCAGUUUUUUUAAUAUGAACACUUCGAGUUCUCCUGAGCUGAAGUCAAUUUUCAUAUGAUAAACUACAUAACAAAGUCACUGAACCUCGAGGGUGGCUUUACAACUCUGGUACGAGUUUUCUUCACUGGAACAGUUUGUGAUGUCAAGAUUGGCUUUGGUUCAUGAUUAGCUGAAUUAGCAUCUUGCUUUAAAGGCUGGUUAACACUCUUUGAAAGCUCGCUGUCACUGCUUUCAAUUGGUUUGGCUUGUUCAGUUGGUUGUGCAGCUGGCUUUAGAAAUUCCCGAUUUCGACGGAAUACUUGAUUGUCUGAACUGGUUUUUACUAUAUAGGACCUGUCUGAUAGUUUCUUAAUACAGGUACCUGUUUUCCAGCUUUGAUUCCUCUGCAGAGGUGCCACUCUUAUCUCUUGCCCAACUUGUAAUUCUGGUGGGGUGCGCGAUGUGCGAUCAUGGUACCACUUAGCCUUUUGCCUUUUCAACUUCAGCUUUGCAUUCACAUUUUCUGGAAUCUUGGGGUACAGUAGGUUAGAAGCUGUAGGUAGUAAGGUUCUGGUGCGUCUAGACAUCAAUCUCUGUGCAGGGCUACUUUCUAGGGAUUCUGUUGGUGUGUUGCGUUGGUCCAAUAGGGCUAACCAUGGAUCUUUGUUGUCUUUAAGAGCUUUCCUGAAUAAAGACUUGACAACUUUCACAGCAGACUCUGCCUUUCCGUUGGAUCUGUGAUGAUGCGGGGAAGAAGAUACGUGAGUAAACUCCCAAUCGACUGAAAACUGAUGGAACUCAUGGCUUGUAAACUGAGGAGCGUUGUCUGUAGCUAGCGUAUCUGGAAUGCCAUGUCGGCUGAAUUGUUCCUUAAAGAAUUCAAUCACGGAACUGGAAGUGUUUUCCUCCAAUUUUUGUACUUCCAAGAAAUCCGAAUAGAAGUCAACAAGCACGAUAUAUUCCUUGCCAUGAAGUGUGAACUGGUCAGCAGCGACUCGACUCCACGGGCGGUCAGGAAGGUCAUGGCUUUGCAUUGGGAGCUUCUGAUUCUUAGCUUGAAAUUCGUUGCAAAUUGAACAUUGUUUGAUUUGGUCUUUCACUUCUGCAUUCAUACUAGGCCAGAAUACAGUGUCUCUAGCUUUUCGUAGGCAAGCCUCUACUCCUAAAUGGCUGGAAUGAAUUUUGGAUUUCACUUCAGGUCUCAGUAACUGGGGGAUGACUACUCUCGAGCCUUUGAAAAGAACACCAUUGUGUACUGUCAGCUCGUCGCGGUAAGACCAAUACUCCCGGAUCUUGAUUGGUACUUGAUCUUUCUGCAUUGGCCAUCCGGUCAGAAUAGUGGUUUUCAGUGUCUGCAAGGUGUCAUCGUGACUUGUGCUACGCUGCAAUUGAUCCAGUCUUUCUGGCGUGACCUUCAGGGCUUGCAAAGGGUCUAGGCUCUCCAGCUCUAAGGAAAAUACUUGAAAAGAUUCUUCUGGCCUGGAGGUUUCAUGCUGUGCGGCUCUAGACAAAUGGUCGGCUAAGAGCAUUUGGGAACCAGGUUUGUAUUUAACUGUCAGGUUGAAUCGUUGUAGCCUGAGAAGCAUUCUUUGGAGACGGCAUGGAGCUGAUAGUAGAGACUUUUUAAUUAUUGACUCUAGAGGCUUGUGGUCAGUUUCGACUAAAAUCUGCUCCCUGCGUGCUAGAUAUUGAUUGAAUCUUUCACAAGCGAAGACUAUUCCCAGACAUUCUUUCUCUAUGGUUGCAUAUCUUUGCUCUGUUGGCGAGAGAGUUCUGGACGCGUAAGCGACUGGCUGUCCUUUUUGAAGAAGGACUGCGCCAAGGCCUUUAUUACUGGCGUCCGUCUGAAUAGUUACUUCUUCUUCUAUGCUGUAGAAUUUAAGCACUGGGUGUUGAAUAACCAAGCGUUGAAUAGUGGCAAAGGCUUCAUCAUGCUGUUUGGCCCAGGUGAACUUGGACUGGUCAGUAGUGAGCUCUCUUAAAGGUGCUGACACAUCUGAAAGCCUUGGUAGAAAUUUAGAUAGAUAGUUGACAAAACCAAGCAAGGUAAGAACUUCAGGCUUAGUCGUUGGCUUCGGCAUGUUCUUGAUGGCAGUAACUUUAUCGGGAUCCGGUUUCAGUCCAUCCCUUGAAAUUACAUGGCCCAUGAAUUUAACUUCUGCUUGUCGAAGCUUGACUUUGUUCUUGUUGAGUUUCAGAUGGACUUGUUUGGCUCGUUCAAGUAGGCGAACCACAUUCUGAUCAUGAUUAAGACGUGCUUUCGAGUCGGUUUCACCAUAACAAACAACAAGAAUAUCAUCUCUGAUAACUUUCACACCAGGCAGGUCUGCGAGGCAUUCCUGUAGUCUGCUUUCAAAGACUUCUGGGGCUAAACUUAUACCAAAGGGCAUCCUUAAGUAACGGUAUCUUCCUAGGGGUGUCCAGAAAGUUGUGAGUUUACUACUCUCUUGGUCAAGGCCAACUUGAUAGAAUCCAUCUUUUGCAUCGAAGGAACUGAAGAUUCUAGCUUUGUUGAGCUCUGGUAACAGUUCUUCCAACGUUGGCAUUUGAAAUUUGGGACGUUGUAUCGCACGGUUGAGGUCUUUCGGAUCCAGACAAAUUCGAAUCUUCUGAGGUUUGGCAACUACUACCAUACUGCUGAUCCACUCGGAAGGUUCCACCAUUUUCUUAAUAAUGCCUUUCUCUUCCAACUCUAGAAUCUUGUUCUUAACUUCCUUUUGUAGUGCAACUGGUACACGACGGGGGGAAUGUUGUACUGGUUUAAAACUUGGGUCAACCCUAAUCUUUACAUCUCCAAUAUGUCCUAAUCCACUGAAAACUUCAUGAUACUUGCUCAAGAGUUCUUCCUUUGACAGAAAUGUUUGUGGUAGGGUCUCACUUAUCUGACGUACAUUCUCGGGGACGCUGACAUUUAGGAGGAUGAGUUGCAACUUUUCACAGGUUUCAGCUGAUAGCAAGGGCUUACACUUGUGUUUUAUGACUUGAAACUUCAGAACCUGUUGUUUGCCAUUGUGUCUGACAUGCAGGUCGCACUCACCAACUGGCUUCAAAGUUGUACCGCCAAAGAGCUUCAGUUUAACUGAGGAGUUGUUCAUGGGUAGGUCUCCUAACUGUGUGAUAGCUGAGAGGUCGUCCAAGCCAAUUACAUUACAUGUAGCUCCAGUGUCUAAUUGACAUGCCAAGGUUGUGGUGAAGUCUUCUUUAGCUGAUUUGAAGAAACUGAUAUCUGCAAGCCACUGUUUUGCUUUAGUUUGGACUAUAGACACAGUUUCCACUUGCAAACAGCUUUCGUCAGGACUGUCAUCCUCGUCUUCUUCGAAUUGUUGAAUCUUCUUUGAUGAUCGGCAUACAGACGCAAAAUGGCCCUUUUUUUGACACUUGUUGCACGUUUUCUUGAACGCGGGACACUCUGUUCUUCUUUCAUGACGUUGUUUACGACCACAAUACUUACAGGUCGGUUCGAAAGAACCUUCGGAUUUCUUUUUUUCUAAUUUUUUCUCUAAAUUUGACGAUCUUCCUCCAUCUCUCUUCUUACUACGACUUCUAUGGGGAAAUUUCUUCUCGCUAAAUUUCUUUACGUCUUCUGUCUUGUUGUCUCCAGCGCCUAUUAUCGUCUUGAUUUGCUGCGAGGCGAUUUCACUCGUAGUGCACAUCUGUAUGGCUUUCUUCAAGUCCAAGGAUUUUUCUCUCAAGAGUCUCACCUUGUCACCUUGAUUCUUUAAACCAAUGACGAGCCUGUCCCUGAUAAGCUCAUCUGUUAGUGCACCGUAUUCGCAGGACGCGGCCAAUUUUCUCAGACGUGUGACAUAACUUUGGACAGAUUCUUCGCUUUGCUGCACACACGUAUUAAAAACAUACCGUUCGUAAACCAAAUUUCUGCUAGGUUUGAAGUAGCUUUCUAAAGCUUCUAAACAUUUGUCGAUUUUCUUCUUAUCGUCCUCUGGAAGAUUUAGGUUGAGUAAGAUCUGAAGACACUCUCUGCCCAUCGAUGAACGCAAAGUCGCUAAACGGACCGAUUCCUCUCGCUUAUCGAGGCCUGUUGCUGUUUCAUAGUCACUCCAUUGCUGCUUGAAAAAAUCCCAGUUGCCAGUAACGUCACCGUGACACUUCAUAGGACUUGUGAGCGGAAAAUUUGGAGAAAUAACUUGAGGAUAAGUUGGGGCGGUGGGUUGAACUGUGUUAGGUGCUGCCAUUGAUGGCACGUCGAUUUGCGCGCCCGACUCCACGUGGUCGUUAUCUGACGGCAUCUUGAGUUCUUUUUUCUACACUUUGAGCUCAAAAUUCUCUUUGAAAUUACGAAUAAUAUAAGGAAACAGUAUCAGCAAGGUACCUUCGGCGAUUAAUUUUCAAAAAAAGUACAGAAUGCUCAGAAAAUCCAUCCCGUUUCUGACACCAUGUUAUGACAUGUAUACUAUAUAUUCAGUAAAAAGCAACAACUUUAUUUUAAGUCCAAAUAAGGAAACAGGUAACGUGACAAGUGACGCAUUUAUCGUAACAGGAACUUGAGCAGCAGAGAGAAGCUGCACAGUACCAGAGAACACAUUAUUCUGCAUCAACUCUUACCACAUAUGUUCUUCGUAUGGAAACUGGACUACCAACAAAAGAGGUUUUCCAGAUUGUAGUAAAUUAUGCCUCUAGAUUUAAAGAUUCUUUGUCAUACUACACAGGUUGGAGGGUGGAGUCAAUAAGUUUUGAAGAUCAAAUUUUAAUCACCCUCAUGAAACUGAGACAAAACUAUACUAAUCUCCACAUAGCUCAGUUAUUCUCUUGUAGUGUUGCUACCAUUUCAAAUGUAGUUACAACAUUUGUUCAUGUUUUACACAAUAUCUUAUUUGAUGAUUUGAUGACCAAUAUCCCUUCUAGGGAGAAAAACAAAUUAUGCUCUCCUUCAUCAUUCUCAAUGUUUACUAGCUGUAGAAUAGUUAUUGACUGUACAGACAUUGAAAUUGCAGCACCCAGUCUUAUGAGUCAACAGAAUACAAUAUAUUCAAACUACCGAGGCAUGAAUUCUUUUAAAGUUAUAGUCGGGGUGGCACCCAAUGCAGUUAUAAUGUAUGUAAGCAAACUGUAUCCAGGAUCAAUUUCAGAUAAGGAAAUUGUCAAACAGUCUGGCCUAAUGAACCAUAUAGCAAGUGAUGACCUGAUCCUUGCAGACAAGGAGUUCUUAAUUCAAGACAUUGUAUUUUUCUGGGAACAUUCCUCCCUUCUUACAGAAUGGAAAAUUCACUGCCAGUGA